UUUGCGCAGAUUGACUUGGAGCCGGAGGGGAAGGUCUACGUGGUCAUCGAUCUGUCUGGAUCCACCACUGAGGCCUCAGGGACAAACGAGAAUGAGGAGAGGGUUUUCCGCGAGAGGAUCGGUCCUCGCCAGCGACAAGGAGCCGUCCGAAGACGCGUCCAUCAAGUCAAUGGACACAAGUUCAUGGCCACCUACCUGAGGCAACCAACCUACUGCUCACAUUGCAGAGAUUUUAUCUGGGGUGUGCUGGGAAAGCAGGGAUACCAGUGUCAGAUAUGUACCUGUGUUGUCCAUAAGCGCUGCCAUCUGCUCAUCAUCACCACGUGCGCUGGGAUGAAGAAGCAAGAUGAAACAGCCGAGGAGGUGGGCUCAAGGGGGUUCAGUGUUAACAUUCCCCACAAGUUCAGUAUCCACAACUACAAGGUGCCUACCUUCUGUGACCACUGUGGCUCUCUGCUGUGGGGCCUCAUGAGGCAGGGCCUGCAGUGUAAAGCGUGCAAGAUGAACGUGCACCGGCGCUGUGAAAAGAAUGUAGCUCCUAAUUGUGGGGUGGACGCCCGAGGAAUCGCCAAGGUGCUGGCUGACAUGGGAGUCACACCUGAAAAAAUCUCUAACACAGCACAGCGCAGGAGGAAGUUGACCUCAGGGCAGGACGCUCCCCAGUCUCCGCCUGAGCUCUCUCAGACGGAGGACAACAGCUUCAGCCAGCCAGCUGUCCCCACCUCCCCCUCAGAGCAAGACUUGGCAGAGCUAACGCGCCUGCAGCAAUCGCUGUCGCUCGACGAGCAGAGACCCCAUCUCACAUCUUCCUCCCCCACUCACUCCUCUUCCUCGACCACUCACUCCUCUUCCUCGACCUCCUUCACGGCGGCCAGGGAGAAUGGACAGACCCAGAGGAGGACUCUGGAGGACUUUAACUUUAUCAAAGUCCUCGGCAAAGGCAGCUUUGGCAAGGUGAUGUUGGCGGAGCUGAAGGGGGCAGAUGACGUUUAUGCCGUCAAAGUUUUGAAGAAAGAUGUGAUCCUUCAGGACGACGACGUAGACUGCACCAUGACAGAAAAGCGCAUCCUGGCCCUUGCCCGCCGCCACCCCUACCUCACCCAGCUCUACUGCUGCUUCCAGACGCGGGAUCGUUUAUUCUUUGUGAUGGAGUAUGUGAACGGAGGAGACCUGAUGUUCCAGAUUCAGAGAUCCAGGAAGUUUGAUGAGCCUCGCUCGCGUUUCUACGCCGCCGAAGUCACGUCUGCUCUAAUGUUUUUACAUAGGAAUGGAGUCAUCUACCGGGACCUGAAGUUGGAUAACAUCCUGCUAGAUGCAGAGGGACACUGCAAGCUGGCAGACUUCGGUAUGUGCAAGGAGGGCAUCAUGAACGGGGUGACCACCACCACCUUCUGCGGCACACCUGACUACAUUGCUCCUGAGAUCCUGCAGGAACUUGAGUAUGGAGCCUCUGUGGACUGGUGGGCUCUGGGGGUUCUGAUGUACGAGAUGAUGGCCGGCCAGCCGCCGUUUGAGGCCGACAAUGAAGACGACCUGUUUGAGUCGAUUCUCCAUGACGACGUCCUCUAUCCCGUUUGGCUCAGCAAGGAGGCCGUGUCCAUCCUCAAAUCGUUCAUGACGAAGAACCCGGCCAAGCGUCUGGGCUGCGUGGUGAGCCAGGGCUGUGAGGAGGCCAUCAAGACCCACUCCUUCUUCAGGGAAAUCGACUGGGUUCUACUGGAGCAGAGAAAAGUGAAACCACCAUUCAAACCCCGGAUUAAAACCAAGCGAGAUGUGAAUAACUUUGACCAGGACUUCACCAAGGAGGACCCGGUGCUGACGCCGACCAACGAGGCCAUCAUCCAACAGAUCAACCAGGACGAGUUCAAGGACUUCUCCUACUGCGCCCCGGAGGAGCUGCAGACCUAACACAUACACACACACACACAYRCAYACACACVCACRCACACACACACACACACACACACACACACACACACACACACACACACACACUUAUCAGACAACAGUAACGCCUGGCAUGCUUACACUCAGCAGAACCAGAACACACUCUCUCACUCAUUCGCACUGUCAAUCUUUUCCUUUUAAAGCUCUUGGUUGAUGUUACUUUUAUGGAGCAUUAUUUACUUGCAUUGUGUCGUUCUUGUUGCCUGGGUUUUAUUAUGAAUAUGACUAUGACAAUAAAUAUGAACACGCGCACCGCUCUCACACAAAUGCACUCUGUUUAGACACAUGGAUAAACUCACACUGCUUCUCUAACCAGCACCAGCUCUCUCUCUCACUCACACACGCACGCACACAAACACGCACACACACACACACACACACACAGAGCGGCGGUGCGAAGGCUUGUACAUAGCCUGUGUCGAGUGGCUGUAUCGUGUCGGUAUCGUCUGCUAUUAAAGGGGGCGUCGUUGCGCAUGGACAAGCACCCUUCCUGUGUUAUUACUGUCCUUAUUGUGGACCAGUUAGGGCCAAACACCCUUUUGUGCAAUACCAUGACUAUCUAUAUAUUUUAUUGUUUGUUUGUUUUUUUUUCUUUAAAAAUGUUUUGUUCUGUUGGAUUUUGGGUGAAAUUGCUUUGACUAUCACACUCACUGUCCUCCUGUAUUACGUACGGCGCCUUGCAGAAUCAUUCAUACCCUUUUUUUUUUAACUUAUUCACGUUUAUUUUCAGGUGACAACCAUAAAUAUUGAUGUGGUUUAUGUUGAUUUUCUGUGAUAAACCAACACAACAUGAAUCCAUAAAUGUAAAUUGGAAGGAGGAUGACAAAUAGCACAUUUGCACAUUUAGAGGCUGACAAUUUCCUUCGUUUUUCUUUGCAGAAUUGCUCAAGCUAAUUUCUAUUACUGAGAGAAUGUCUUCAAGUCUUGCUAUAGAUUCUCAUUUAAUUUUAGGUCUGGACUUUAACUAGGCCAUUCCAAGACACGAAUAGGCUUCAAUCUAAACCAGUGCAGCUUUGGCUGUAUCUUUAGAGCCGUCUUGCUGCUGGAAUAUAAAGUAUUUUACAGCCUCAAGCUGUUUUUUUUCAAGUAUUUUUAUCUCCAUCCAAUGCAUUGCCACAGAAUUAUGCUGCCACCACUAUGUUUUAUGAUGGAGGUGUUGUUUUCAGUGUGAUGUGCAGGAGGAAAAUAUCAAAAAGGAACAUUUUGGGCACAGAUUGCUGUCUACGUGGUUUGUAGUGAUAGUAAAAACCACAAACAGAAAUUCUUCUGCCUAUUGUUCAACAAUGGCUUCCUUCUUGCCCUAAACGUGGUUUCUACUUUUUGGAAACUUCUUGGAAUACUCUACUUUGUUUAGCCGUAAAGGGGGAUGACUUUUCUGAUUUUUAUCUGUCAAAUAUUGUGAAAGUGAUUUAUAAUUUGCUUCUACUUUGCAGUGAUGCAGCUUUGUGCUGGUCUGUCGCUUAAAAUCCCAUUGAAAUACGUUUGAAAUUGUUGUGAAAUGACAAAGAAAUAUGGAAACCUACCAGGGGCGUGGAUGCUUUUUCCAAGGCGCUGUAUGUACAGUGAAUGUUACAGGCUAUCGAACUAAUUAUGUGGAGCAGAGUGUUACAGGCGGCCUGUGUAGCAUUAAAAAAAAUACUCCGGUGUCCAACUGUUUCAUCCGUCUGUUAAGUUUCAGAGACCUGCCGGCCGGUGUGAAUGUGUUGGCCCGUUUCUUUCUUUCUUUUCUUCAAGUAUUGUGAAUGUACAUUUUUGUGUGCAUGAAUGUGUGAACUUUAAUCUCCUCCACGUCGUGCUCAACUUUUUGUUUUCUGCAUUUCUGUAUCUAUAGCAACCACCAAUGUUUUGCCCAUCUUCCCUUUUGGCAAUUCCUCUUUUCCCUGCUUCUCUUUGUCCCUUUCAGCCAAAAACUGCUCUCACUUUUGCUUUAUUAUUAUUAUUUUUGUUUUUCAAAAUGGCUUUUCUUUCUUAUUGCUGUCUUUUUUAAUUAUUAUAUUAAUUAUUAUUAUUAUUAUUAUUAUUAUUGUAAAGUGUAUCUGGAGGAUGAAAAACCUUUAUGUGUAAAACUAUAACUAUACCAUUAUAGGUCUGUUACAGCCGGUUGUUAGGAAACUUGGUGAACCAGCAGCUGAAUUACCUCUCACUUCAAACACGCAGCACUCACUGACUCUCCCCUUUGCUCACCCUCUCUUCCUCCUCCUCCUCCCCUUCACUGUCUCUCUUUCUCUGAACCACACACGCACACACAAAGAGGGACGGUUUGUCGCGUUUCUUGUACAGCGAUCUGAAGACGGGCCGGUUUGCUUGUCUGUGCAGUAGAGUCGGUGUGUAGUGAUGCUUUGUGCACCCAGGGGUAUGGCUGUUCCUGGUCACUCUUAUCUUUUACUCUGUGCCAAAAAUGUAGUGCAACAGCCGGGCUAGUCCCCCGUCUGGUCUGAUUCCAAUAAAACACUGAGCUGUCUACAUCCA
This is a messenger RNA of Poecilia reticulata (guppy), 4416 nucleotides long. The record is from RefSeq and is a predicted model, not a curated record. NCBI's taxonomy places the organism in Eukaryota, Metazoa, Chordata, Actinopteri, Cyprinodontiformes, Poeciliidae.